This is a messenger RNA of Penicillium canescens, 1380 nucleotides long. RefSeq lists its product as uncharacterized. The transcript has 4 exons. Lineage: Eukaryota; Fungi; Ascomycota; Eurotiomycetes; Eurotiales; Aspergillaceae. The record is from RefSeq and is a predicted model, not a curated record. The coding region runs from base 1 to 1380 and encodes 459 amino acids.
AUGAGGGCCCGUUGGCCCUCGCCCGAAGACACGCAUAUAAGCAUGUUCUUAAGGGUUUUUGGUCAUGCCAGUACGAUCGAUGCCUUGUUCAUAUACAGGGUAGGAAGCAGACCCGACAAAACGCCUCAGUCCAUUACAAGACACUUUCAAGGAGGGGAACACAAACCUCUGGAGAUCUCAAUUGCGCUCUUUGCUAGGAAUAUUGAAGCCGAGCUCGUUGAAAUCGAGAACUCUGAGGAUGAAGAACCCACUACGGAGUCGGCAGCUGCGUGGCUGACCAGUCCGCUAAAGGACCAAAACAGUCUCAGAAAAGGGCCGGAAGGGGUCCUCGACGGACUAGUGCUUGGUACGCAGGUGUGUCCAAACAGCGAGAUAAUCUCACUCGAGAGAGGCGUUCUUUGGAGAAGGAAUGAGAGCUCGGGGCAGCGUAUUGGGCUUAGCUGCCGCUGCGCACCCUGUAAAGCGCGGUACAAUUUCAACAAUUUUCUAAGGUCUCAUGUUCUGGAAGCAGAUGCCGGUCAGACAAUGUGCAGCAAUAAGGGCUGCUUCAAGUCUGUGUGGGAGGGCACAAAAUUUUGCCACAGCCACUUUCUUAUGUGGACGCCAGACCUGAUCGGCCAGGACAAAACUGCAAUGAACGAGCUUCUGAGUUUGUUCGAGAAAGCGACCUCCGAGCAGUGGCGCCCUAAGACAGAGUUCAUGGCCGAAAUCAUCAAGAGGAUGGAAUCAAAGGGUAAUAUCCCGGCUUCCGAGGUCGUGAAUAUCGACCUGGCAUUUGGUGUGCGUUCCCGGGAGGUGCUCCAAAUUGGCCUCGCUGAUCUCCGAGGGAACGGAGUACUCGAUUGUCUCACUAGAUAUAGUGAGGGAAUCAUCGCGCCUUCUUCAUCGCGCCUCGCUACACCGGCAACUCGGCCGCUAAUGAACCAUGAAAGGAACGUCAGACGCUUCUCAACCCAAAAUGGAUCCCUUAAUGCAAAGGAGAUCGUCGGAAAGCUCCAAGAAAUCGGGAUUUCCAACGAACCCAUUUUCUUGUCUUUGGCGAAUUGGGGCUUCGACCUGUCUUAUUUGAGAGACUGGCUGGAGGAAGAAGGCUUUUACGAUGUUCUCCCCGGGGAUGAGAAUCUCUGUUUGCUUCUGCAAGAGCUCCGUAAUAACGUGAGGAGGGUGCUUGGUCGCAGCUGCUUCCGAGGCGGGCGCUUUCCUUUAUCCCUAUCUGUGGUGUUUCUGCUGCUUUUUGGAGAAAGCCAUCCUCUCUCGGGGCGCAACCACCAUGCACUGGUGGACGCCCAGCAAUUGGUGCUGAUAGCGCAGGUAUUCAACGACCUUUGUAAACCAACAAACCCCCCCAAAACGAGCGGGUUUACUGGCGACGCUCGUUAA